Molecule: messenger RNA, 1680 nt
Organism: Telopea speciosissima
Lineage: Eukaryota; Viridiplantae; Streptophyta; Magnoliopsida; Proteales; Proteaceae
Product: amino acid permease 3-like
Exons: 7
Coding region: 1-1506 (501 amino acids)
Cellular component (GO): plasma membrane
Source: RefSeq, a predicted model, not a curated record
AUGGAAGAAACCCGAGACCCAAGGAAAUACCUGCAAAUAGAAAUCCAACCAAAAUCCAAGUCCAUACUCAGCAGCAGCAGCACCGAGACUGAACCCAUCAACUCUCAGCCUGGUUAUUCCAAGUGCUUCGACGAUGAUGGCCGCUUGAAGCGAUCAGGCACUGUUUGGACUGCGACUUCACACAUAAUCACAGCUGUGAUAGGCUCAGGGGUUUUGUCAUUGGCGUGGGCGGUGGCACAGCUUGGAUGGGUGGCAGGCCCCAUUGCGAUGUUGCUUUUCACCUUAGUCACCUUCUACACUUCCAACCUACUCUCUCGAUGCUACAGGUCCGGCGAUCCAACCACUGGAACCAGAAACUACACCUACAUGGACGCUGUCAAAUCCAACUUAGGGGGACGAAAGGUGAUGGUUUGUGGAACAAUCCAAUAUUUGAAUUUGUUUGGGGUUGCAAUAGGAUACACAAUUGCAGCUUCAAUAAGUAUUAUGGCAAUUAAGAAGUCCAGUUGUAUUCACAAGAGUAGAGGCAAAGAUCCAUGUAAAAUGUCAAAUAACUGGUAUAUGAUCACAGUCGGACUCAUCGAAGUGAUCCUUUCUCAGAUCCCAGAUUUUGAUCAACUAUGGUGGUUAUCCAUAGUUGCAGCAAUCAUGUCUUUCACCUACUCUGCAAUAGGCCUUGGUCUUGGCAUUACUAAGACAGCAGAGAAUGGGAGCUUUAAAGGAAGCUUGAUGGGAGUUAGCAUAGGGGAAGCAAGCACAGGAGGUGUAACCUCAAUGCAGAAAAUGUGGAGAAGUGUGCAAGCUCUUGGAGCUAUUGCCUUUGCUUAUUCUUACUCUGUUAUUCUCAUUGAGAUUCAGGAUACAGUAAAAUCUCCUCCAGCAGAGUAUAAAACCAUGAGAAAGGCUACCUCGAUCGGUAUCACUGUGACUACAGUGUUCUACAUGCUCUGUGGAUGCAUGGGCUAUGCUGCAUUUGGAGACAAAGCACCAGGAAAUCUUCUUACAGGUUUUGGAUACUUCAGUGCCUACUGGGUUCUUGACAUUGCCAAUAUUGCAAUUGUGGUGCAUUUGAUUGGAGCAUAUCAGGUAUAUUGCCAGCCUCUGUUUGCAUUUGUGGAAAAAUGGAGUGAAAACAAAUGGCCGAAUAGUAAUUUCAUUGGAAAGGAAUAUGAGAUACCCAUUCCUUUCUAUGGUUCCUAUGAACUCAACCUUUUCCGUCUAAUAUGGAGGACAGUCUUUGUUAUGGCAACAACAGUGAUAGCCAUGCUUCUGCCCUUCUUCAACGAUGUUGUUGGUAUACUUGGAGCACUUGGGUUUUGGCCGCUCACUGUUUACUUCCCAGUUGAGAUAUUCAUUGCAGAAAAGAAGAUUGGAAGAUGGACAAGUCGAUGGCUUGGACUUCAGAUACUGAGUCUUGGUUGCCUCUUUAUCACUAUAGUUGCAGCAGUUGGGUCUGUUGCUGGAGUACUUAUCGACCUCAAAACUUAUAAGCCAUUUCAAUCUAAUUGAUGGGAACCUAUCAUCUUAUAGCAUUUACUAUACACAUUGAGAAGAAAGCAUAUCAGUUUCUUCAUGUCUAAGCAAUAGUAUGGUAAACCAGUCCAGUGUGUAUCACAGUUAAUGGAGUUCCUUUUAUACCUUCUUUUCUCUUGUUCUUCGCAAUCUAUAAAAUGUAGCCGCAGC